AUGAAGUGCGUCCUGCUCGCCCUGGCCCUCGUGUGUGGCAUCCAGGCCAUCGCCAUCCCCCAGGCCAUGAAGAACCUGGACAUCUCAAAGAUGGCCGGGACCUGGCACACCGUGGCCAUGGCGACCAUAGACCCUGCCCUCCUGGACACUGAAACCACCCCUGUGCAUGUGUUCAAGAAGCUGAGCGUCACCCCCCAGGCCAACAUGGAGAUCACCAUGAACCAGCGGGAGAUGAACAAAUGUGUGGAGAAAAAGUUCUGGGCUCAGAAAACCGCUGUCCCUGCCAAGUUCCAGAUCAACUCCCUGGAGCAGAACGAGAUGUUCGUGAUGGACACUGACUACCAGGACUUCCUGAUGAUCUGCAUGGAGAAGAGCACCGCCCCCGAGCAGACCCUGGCCUGCCAGUGCCUGAUCAAGACCUUAACCCCCACCAAUCCCACCAAUGACAAGGCACUGGAGAAGUGCAACAAAGCCAUCGAGACCAUGCCCAUGUACAACAAGAUCUUCCUCAGCCCCAGCCAGCUGACCGAGCAAUGCCCCUUCUAG
Sorex fumeus (smoky shrew) is the source of this 546-nucleotide messenger RNA. It is a transcript of the gene PAEP, whose product is annotated as progestagen associated endometrial protein. The record is from RefSeq and is a predicted model, not a curated record. The transcript has 6 exons. Gene Ontology annotation, molecular function: small molecule binding. Lineage: Eukaryota; Metazoa; Chordata; Mammalia; Eulipotyphla; Soricidae. The coding region runs from base 1 to 546 and encodes 181 amino acids.